GCUCCUACAGACACUCACAAAUCUCUGAGCUGGGCUUCGAAACCUGGUGCUGUCAUUUUAGCAACUCUUUGGUGAACCGAAACUUUUUGCUGUCACACUAAAAGAAAGGUCUGGAGAAGGGGCGUUAAAAUGAAUUGGAUUCAAAUCUUUGUUCUUUCUAGUUUAGCAGUUGUACUUUUAUUUACCGUUAAGAAAACCGAAACUGCUGCAGUCCGACCAGACCGCACAGAUGCAGAAGGUACAAAAGAUUUCAGGAAUUCGAUCUUCUUGAAAGAUUCCGACGCUGUAAGUUUCUUCAAGACUAGAAAAAGGAGAUCCACCAAGUCCCGGGAUGAAGUGAACGCUGAAAACAGGCAACGUCUUGCUGCUGACAGGUACCGAAGGAAUUAUUACGAAGAGAAACAGAAUGAGUUUAGGAAGUACGUAGAAGAGGAGAGAGAUGAGCAAUAUGAACGAAACCGUGAAGUUACUGAACAGUGGCGUCAAUGGCACUAUGAUGGUCGUUACCCAUCUUACCAGUACAACCGCCAUCAUGUUUAAACAGUAAAGCAAGAAGCCCAAAAGCUGCUAGAGGCAUUCGUGAAAAAAACACAAUAAAGACAGCUUUGGAAAAGAUAUUACAAUACUUGGCACACAUGAAUGUGUGUGAAUGUGCGUGCGCAAUAUGACAAGCAUAGCAGUAUUAAAAUACAUUACUUUUACUUUGUCCUGCUUCCCAUAGUGCAUUCUUUAGUAUAGACGGCCCUGGAAAUAUUCAGAGUGAACUCUGCUAAAAUAAGAAUCAAUGUGAGCUAAAACUUUGUAAAAUAUGACAUAUAUCUAUAAGAAUGACAAUUUUUCUUGUGCAAUCUAGUGUUUUUUUUUUUUAUUAGCAUCACAGGAGACUUAAAAUGAGAAUAAUAUAAUAAUACUGGACCUUUGGAGUUAUUUUCUGGGAUGGUGAAAAAGAGUUCAUAUACUAAAAAGAUAUGGUUAUUCACAAUGAGAAUAUUGUACGGACAGUCAUCUAUGCCUUGCUUGUUACCAGUUCUUGACCAGAUGACUGGUCAGAUAUACUAUGGCUUUGUUACAGAUGGAAAGCCUGAUAUGUGUUUCUUUUAACAGAAACAACUUUUUUUGGGGGGGGGGGUGACUUGCUACAUUUCAACAUAUUAUAACCUAGUUACUUUGGUCUCUCAGGCAGUAAAAGUGAAGAAACAGCCUGACAUAAUUAGUAGUUAAUUGUAACCAUGAUCUUGCAUAUAUUUCACUGAGUAUGAGGUAACCAUGAUUACAGACUACUCAUUUAAGUGAUACAAAAUAUUUCAGAUGAUGGCUACAAAUUGGAAGUUGUGCUUUUUUUUCAAGAUAUGCUUGAUAUAAUUACCAAAAAAGUUAACUAUGGUCACACAUCAGCAAUGCCUAUGUGUCUCAUAAAACCUCUGUAAGCAGUUGCAGUCUAUGGUUGUGUAUUUGUAUUUGCUGCUGUAACUUGAUUAGCCUGCCAUUUCAGUGACAUAAAGGGAUAAAGCCUGACUACAAUCCAGCCAACUUGGUUUCAGUUAGUGGCCUGGACACUGAAUGAGCAGGUCUGGAAGACAGAGGAGUAAUGAGGCCUGGCCUCCUCAUCUCUCUUGGUGGGAGAGGGGGGAGUUGAAAGGCAUUUGCCCAGGACACAGACCCCAUGUCAAAAUCCUUGGUGGAGACAGGGGAUUAAUGGAAGCACUUGCCAUCAACACAGUAGGCUGCUUGAAGGGACACCUCUCACAAAACUGCAAGACAUACCCUUCACAUGCAUUCACUGCAUAUCAUACCUUAGGAUAUAGUGGGUAUGUGCAAGGGGAAUUACUAGGGCCACAACAGAAAACCUUAGAUUCCUUGAGCAGGAUGACUGUUCUUCUCCUACCAUUCAAACCUUGCCCCUAGGAAGAAUAAAUGGACUAUAUGGGUCUCUUCUCCAGGGGGAAUUAAUGGUCUGUUGGAAUGGAUGAGAUGGUAUCUUGUUGAUCAGCAGGUAUAAGCAUCAAUUACCCUGCAGACUGUCUUAUUUACUAAGUGAAAAACAGUAUGGUUUAUGGUAAGAACAAUAAUUUAGAAAAUGGGACAACUAAUUCUUAAACCCUGCUUAACUAAAAUACUCAAUAUGUGACCUUGUGCAGUGUAACUAAUCUUACCUCAGUCUGGUCUUCCCAGCUGAAGAAACUAGAAGAAUCAGCCUUGAACUGCAUACACAAAAAGGCACAUCUCAGAUGGGUUAUACAGCAUACUUAGACCCACAAAUAAAUUAAUUUUUGAACUUUAUUGCUGUAUUUCUUGCUGUUGUACUACUUUUAACAUUCAAUCAUACAAAAUGUGAGAGAGAGGUUUAGUCAUUAGACUGUAUCUUUUCUUGCCAUCCUAGAAAAUAAAUAUUCUUCUAACCUGCA
This is a messenger RNA of Protopterus annectens (West African lungfish), 2405 nucleotides long. It is a transcript of the gene UCMA, whose product is annotated as upper zone of growth plate and cartilage matrix associated. Bases 130 to 540 code for a protein of 136 amino acids. The record is from RefSeq and is a predicted model, not a curated record. Gene Ontology annotation, biological process: regulation of osteoblast differentiation; embryonic skeletal system development. Lineage: Eukaryota; Metazoa; Chordata; Ceratodontiformes; Protopteridae. The transcript is spliced from 5 exons. Gene Ontology annotation, cellular component: extracellular matrix.